AUUAGCUAUUUCGAGAGACGCGACGAGAGUGAGAAGGUCCCGAGGCCAGGGAAAAAAACGAAACGCGACGGGAUCCAGUUCAAAGGGGGGUUUGUUCACGGGGACUCAGCAAUGCCUCCCGACAGAUCGUGCUUCACGGCACUGAAUUUACAGCCGGACUUCACUCUCCCAGAAUGCAUGGACUAUUUUACACUCUCCGCCGCCCCCAACACGGACCUCUGGCGCAAACCGCCUGACCGUGAGACCACGACCGCUCCCAUCCUCUUCACCUCCUUACGACAGCCCUUUGUGAUCGCCGAGGUCACGGUAACGGCCGACUGGGAGAUGGAAUGGGAUCAGGGGGGGCUGGUAAUAUUCGCCGGUCCCGUCCCAAGACCACCACCGCCGCCGUCGUCCCAGCCAUCACAACAACAGCAGCAGCAGCAGCGACGACAGGCAUCCGGAUCCUCCACGCAGCAACAGCAACAACCACCCUCCCAAGCCCCACCGCCUCCCUACCCCAGCCUCCCCACCGGCCCAAACAAAUGGGUCAAAGCCGGCCUCGAAUUCUCCGCCGGCACCGUCAACGCCUCCUCAGUCAGCGCCACGGCCGACGGGGCCGACUGGUGCCUCUCGCCGCUGGCGCCGCCCAACGUCCCCACGUCGAUCACAUCGCUGCGCAUCAAGCUCGAGCGCAUCGGGCACUCGCUGUGGGUGUGGUACCAGAUACCGGGCCUGAUAAGCGCGCAGGCGGAGCGUACGCCGGGGGCGAUAGGGAGUUCGUGGCGGAAGUUGAGGGAGGUGACGUGGUUCUUCUGGGGGGUGGAGGACAAGAGCGUGCAUGUCGGGGUGUAUGCGAGUCGGCCGGCGAAUCUGUCGAUGGAGAGCACGAUGUGGGCGGCGCGGAACGGGGGAAGAUACGUGAGCGGGCUAGACGGGGGUGGAGGGCAUGGGGGGCCGGCGAAUGGGUUGGUGGUGGAGUUUGAGGAUCUGGAAAUAUUUUGAAUGUGCUUGUCCCGUUUUCCUUUUACCUCUGUUUUUUCUUUCUUUUUCUUGGAAUCUUACGCCGUGUGGACUGGGAGUUGGUUGGAGGAAUGCGACGGUGCUUUAGGGGAUUGUCUCUUUCUCCGUUCAUUUCUUCUUCUUCCUUACUUCUUGGUUUCUUUCCUUUUUCCUUUUUCCUUUCUUUUUCCUUUUUCUUUUCUUUUUUUCCCCCUUCGUCUUCAUUUGAUGCCAGGGUGUACACGCAUCUUUGCUGGCUUCGUUUCUGGUUCCUAGAUAUCUAUCUUAUUACAUGUAUCCUAACCCCUUCUGUCAG
Messenger RNA from Coccidioides posadasii C735 delta SOWgp, 1297 nucleotides. RefSeq lists its product as uncharacterized. Lineage: Eukaryota; Fungi; Ascomycota; Eurotiomycetes; Onygenales; Onygenaceae. The record is from RefSeq and is a predicted model, not a curated record.